GUUUAAUUUGGACGGCCGAAAGAGUUUGACGUAUUGUAAAUUUUAAAUUUUAGGAACAUUCAAUUAUUAAAUAUGAGUGGCAAGUUACAUAAAGUCCCUUAUGAAGAUGCCCUGGAUAUGACAGGUUUCGGCAAAUACAACUUGCUAAUGGGCAUAGUAUGCGGCAUCAUGAUCGUAGCUAUGGCCUUCGAGAGCCUCUCGGUCAGCUACUUGGUACCAGCUAGUGCUUGUGAGCUCGAAACCACUACUCUGCAACAGGGGCUCAUGGCUGCAGUGCCCAUUAUAGGUAUCCUGGCCACGUCACAUAUUUGGGGCUACUUAGCAGACAUGCGCGGGCGUCGAAAAAUUCUUCAACUAUCACUUGUGCUCGGGUUCGUUAGUGGUGCGCUUGCUGGUUUCUCGCCUCACUGGAUUGUCUUCUGCGUUCUUAAGUUUCUGUCAUGCACUUCAGUUUCAGGAACAUUUGCGCUCGCCUUCACGCUACUAGGAGAGACUACUCCUCGUACCAAACGUAACAUGGUGAUCUUAAUGGAGAGCAGUAUGUAUCUCAUUUGCACUGGAUUCAUGGCCGUGUUGACCAUCCCGGUUCUUUCUCUCACAUUCUCUUACUACGUGCCAUACCUUGGUAUCUACUUCAACUCCUGGAGGCUCUUGAACAUCAUCUACAGCUUGCCAUGCGCUAUAGCUGCAGCAGUUGCCGUUUGUAUUGAUGAGAGCCCCAAGUACCUGCUGACUAAGGGCUUAGAGGAAGAAGCUUUGAAUGUCAUCAAGAGCAUGUAUGUCUUAAAUACUGGGAGAGACCUGGAGGACUUUCAGGUGAAAUCGAUCAUUUUGAACGAGGAUGUCACUUCUGAAUCACAAUACAAGUCACUUUGGGCAUCAAUAAAAGCACAGACAUUGCCUCUAGUAAAACCACCAUUGGCGCGAAAUACGUUUCUGCUCUCCAUCAUGUUUGCAUUGAUCUAUUUCUGCAUACACCCUUACAUCGUGUGGUUGCCCUUUAUUGCUGACGGCUUCAUGAAAUCAAUUGAUAAAGGGGAAACUGAUCUCACCAUCUGCCAAAUGCUUCGAUCAGCGGUAGUUUCUCAAAAUCAAACCUUAGAUGUUAUCGAAGCGGUAUGUAAUGCGAAAGACUGUUCCCUAAAUCAAUUUGCUAUGAUUAUCGUCCUCAUCAAUGGAUGUGUUCUCGGGAUGAUGAAUUUAGUCAUGAGUGGACUGAUCAACGUGAUCGGGAGAAAGCGAAUGCUUAUAAUUGUCCAAAUAAUCACGGGAACAGCAGGCAUAUGCAUUAACUUCAGCAGCACCUGGGUCGUUACAGCCGUCAUUUUCAUGGCUUUCAUCGGCAAUUGCCUUAAUUUCGCAGUCCUCACUACUUUCAGCGUCAACAUCUUCCCAACAUAUCUCAAAGCAAUGGCCGUGUGUUUAACACUGAUGGUGGGGCGAACCUGCGCUUUCUUCGGCGUCAACAUACUCAAGCAGUUGUUGAUCAGCGACUGCGAACUCUCCUUUUAUAUGUUCGGGGGAUUGACUGUCGCGGGCGGUAUAUUGGGAUUUCUGCUGCCAGCCGAUGAUCCAAAAGAAAAGCCUGGAGAAAAUAAGGCUCCUGAAACUUGAAAGGACUGAUAUUAUAUAUAUAAACUACCUAUAUAUUCAUGUUAAUUAUGUUGCAAGAGUGCAGAUAGUCAAAUAUUUUAAAAGACCUUUGAGUGAACGUUCUCUGGGGGUCUAAGAUAAAUCAAAAUGUCCUAGUGAUGGUCACGGGAUCCUGCCUUUUCGCCGAAAAUUGUAUUGCCGAAUUUCACUUGCCAACCAACUUUUCGGAGAAGUUUCAUUUGGCCGAUGACGUACUAGGUUGAAUUAUGUAAAGUUGGGAAAUGAAAUUCGGCCAAAUGAGACUUCUGCGAAAAGUUGGUUGUUAAGUGAUAUUCGGCAAUACAAUUUUCGGCGAAAAGGCAGAGAACCGAUGGUCACUGUUCCAAUGGUUGAAACCUUCACUCUUAAUUCCAAGCAUGGAUGGUUACCGGUAUAACUUAAAAUCAAAAUAUCACGUAGCAUUUAGCAUUCUUCAUUAUACCUAGGUAGCAAAGUGACGUCAGUGACGUACAAAUGACGUCAUUUAUACGUCAUAAUGACGUAACGGACGUCAUAAUGACGUCUAAAUGCUACCUGACAUAAACAACCGAGAUACCGAAAUUGGAUACCGGUUAAUUUGUAUAAAAAAUAUACCGGUAUUCGAUCCCUGAUUCCAAUUUCCAAGUAAUAGAGGCGAAAAAUGUGCCAUCUAGUGUCAACCAUUGGAAUUAGGCUGUCAUACACACGUAUUAACCUUAUUCUUAUCAGACUUAGUUGCUUUUGAGAGACAAAUUUCGUAACUUGAUUUGUCAUUGUUAAUAAAACGAUUAUGUUGUCAGCAAAAUUGUUCCAUAAGACUGCAAUUAGUAGGUAUAGUCUGUCAAGCCAUUUCCGUCAGUAGGAAAAAGCGGCAAAUUUAAAAAAAAAAUGGCGCGAAUGUUAUCGUCCCGUAGAACAUUUGGAUUUCGCGCCUUUUUUACUGACAAUGUUGUUUGACAGACUAUACCUGUGGUAAUUUUGACUACGUUUUCAUUUCUU
Messenger RNA from Cydia strobilella, 2610 nucleotides. Its product is annotated as putative transporter svop-1. Gene Ontology annotation, cellular component: membrane. Gene Ontology annotation, biological process: transmembrane transport. Bases 73 to 1614 code for a protein of 513 amino acids. Lineage: Eukaryota; Metazoa; Arthropoda; Insecta; Lepidoptera; Tortricidae. The record is from RefSeq and is a predicted model, not a curated record. Gene Ontology annotation, molecular function: transmembrane transporter activity. The transcript is spliced from 11 exons.